Dermacentor albipictus is the source of this 1980-nucleotide messenger RNA. RefSeq names its product regulatory factor X 4-like. NCBI's taxonomy places the organism in Eukaryota, Metazoa, Arthropoda, Arachnida, Ixodida, Ixodidae. Gene Ontology annotation, biological process: regulation of transcription by RNA polymerase II. The record is from RefSeq and is a predicted model, not a curated record. Gene Ontology annotation, molecular function: RNA polymerase II cis-regulatory region sequence-specific DNA binding; DNA-binding transcription factor activity, RNA polymerase II-specific.
CGUAGGCGGGGCGACGCCGGCGGAAGGCGGGACGGGGCCUCCUUCUGUGGGCGUGGCCUCGGGCUGCGCGCGCGGGCUGCGGUGUCGGGCUCGCACACGAGCAUGCAGGACGACUCCCGACCGGUCAAGAGCGAGUGGGGCUGGCUGCGGCCCCACUCGACGCCCGCCACGCUGCUCUGGCUGCAGCAGAACUAUGAGGUGGCCGAGGGCGUGUGCAUCCCCAGGAACACGCUGUACCUGCACUACGUCGACUUCUGCGCGCGCAACGCCAUGCAGCCCGUGAACGCCGCCAGCUUCGGAAAGAUCAUCCGGCAGCAGUUCCCGCAGCUGACCACGCGGCGCCUGGGCACCCGCGGCCAGUCGCGCUACCACUACUACGGCAUCGCGGUGCGCGUCGGAUCGCUCUACUUCGAGCCUCCGUACGCCAAGGGGGCCGGCCACCGGCGCCCGCAGCAGGGCCCGCCGCCGGCUUCGCGGCUCGUGCUGCCGGAGUUCCCGCGAGUGCGCGAGCUGCUUCUGCCGGUCGGCGCCGACGCCGAGCAGUUGGCGGGCUUCGUGGCCAUGUACCGGGGCCACUGCCAGCGGCUGCUCGACGAAUGCACGCAGCCGCACGAGCCCCCGCUAGCGGGCGUGCUGCAGUGCGUGGCACACUUCUGGCGCCGCGUUCCCGCGCAUCUGGCGUCCCUGCUGGCCUCGAACGCCCUGGCCAACCUGGUGGGCGUCUGCGAUGGCCUCCUGUACGGCGCCGUGGCCGAUGCGUUGCUGCCCGCGUACGCACCGCCCCCGCACGACAGCAACGCGUGCCGGGCCGCACGGCUGCUGUCGGAGCAGCUAGAGCCGUGGCUGGAUGCGGCGCUGGCGGGAUUCCCGGCGCCGCUGAGGGCCAUCAAGCUGCACAUGUGCCGCCGGCUGUCGCAGGCGCUGCGCCGCCGCCUCUCGCUGGCCAAGCUGUGGCCCGCGUGGCGCGCCGCGGUUCCCUCGCACGACUGGGCCCUGCUGGACCUCAACGCCGUGAGCGCCGAGGCCGUGGCGCGCAGUCCCCGUCCGGGCACGCCGUCGGCCCGCUUCGUAUACGCGCGCGCGCACGAGCUGUGCGCGCUGCUGGGUUCCGACGAGCAAGCGCUGUCCGGCUGGCUCGAGGCCCUGGUGGAGCGCAGCGUGGCCAGCGCAGCCAGCGCCACGUGCGCUGCCGCGGGUCCCCUGGCGCGCCACUUCCUCGCCGUGUGGUGCGCGGCGGGCGCCGAGGCCGAGCGCCAGAUGCCCGCGCUGCGACCGCUGCGCACCCUGCUCGACGAGUGGGCACGAGCCCUGCUCGAGCGGUUGCUCGGGGACGCCCUGCUGCGACAGCUGCUCGACAACGUCGCCAGCGAUGCGCCGCCCGACGCUUGUCGCAUGCUACAACCAGCUAUUGAAAUGGAUGAUCCGGGACCGUCCCAGGCUGCUGCUCCCAUGCCCCCUGCCAUCGUCUGCUCUGACAUCAUCCGGCAGUGCGAUCCUGCUAUAUUUAGCAGCACAGACGACCACGACGUGGAAGACUGGCUCACCAAAUAUGACCGUCUGCAUCGAUGGCCUGCUGCUUGAACCUGCAGUUCACACAUGACCCAUGGUCACACUCACCUCCUGCCAGUGUUUUCCAAUAUCCUCAAGUGCUUGCCCUGUGUGUGGCAGUGCACGCAGGGGCACUACCUGACCAUAAAGAACUUUGCUACAACGCGAGCAGCUGCGGUGCCCGCUACUGCAGAAACACCAGUGUUGCAAUCCAAAACCAUCAUCAAGCUUGAUGUGUGCAUUGUGGAUGCGCACAGCAAGCAUGGCCACCCAAGCACUUUUCUGUGCAUGAUUACCACGACAUGUGACAAAGUGGUCUGCUCAGUGAGUAAGCACCAAAGGGAAUGCACAGAAGCAUGGAAAAUAUCAACCUGUUUUAUGCGAUUCCAUCAAAACUCCUUGGUGCUAAAUAAAAUGUGAAAUCUUCAUGAA